AUGUCGUCGUCGCAGACCAUGACAGCGCCAGCGGUGGGCCAUCGUCCUCCGGAUGCUGCCCCGGAUAUGUCGUCCGUGUACGACUAUCCUCGAUCACAACAGCAGCAGCACCAGCAACAGCAUCUUAACCCUCAACCGCAUUCAUCCCCGCCCAACGACUCCGCAAUCCGCGCUCUGCAAGAUCCUGUCCCCGAUCCCCUCGAUGCCUCCUCCCCCAAUGGCCUACCCGCUCUUUCCUCAACUACAAUCAAAUCCGAACCCGACGAUCAAUCCUCAAUAUCUCCUGCGCCGCAUGAUUCUCAAUCCGAUCUCCGUCGUCAGUCCGCCGCCAGUGCGCUGCUGGCCCAGCUCCUUGGCAAUCAAUCCUCCUCCGGUCCAUCGCCGUCUGAGGACCACCCAAUGCCACCAGCCCCGCAAGCGACGGAUCAACCGCACCAGGUCGACGAUAAAUCAAAUCUCCAAUGGACGUUAGAUUCAACUUCAGAGCCCAUGGCCACUGUGCCUGCCGACUCGACCGGCGGAGGCGCGGAUCAAAUCCCGCCGACAUCGACUGCCCAGCCAUCUUCGCAUCACCAGCAGGAGGAAAAGUUCGACCCCCAACCCGAUAUGUCCCUGACAAAUCCCGAAGAAGACACGAACCCGACUGUUAAGAUGAACAAUUCAAUCGACGGCCUCACAGAUCCAUUGCUUUUCGCGAAAGGCGGCAUCGACCAUGCUGAUCUUUUCACACCCUUCGAUCUGUCGUCUUCCUCGAAGAAUCCAUUCGAUGCAUUGCAACACAAUGAGAUGCUUACAGACGCGUUUCUAUCGCAGAGCGCCGAUCUCUCCGCACUUGGAUAUUCGGGUCUACCGCAUGAUGGCUCGGGUUCUGUCACCGGCUCCGAACCCCGGAUCCAAGCAUUUGCGAAGCUCGAGUUCGAUGACGGUCAUUUCUAUUGCAACACUUAUUCCUUUAUCCUUGGUCGUGAUGUACGAGCCGCUCGCGCUGCGCAUCAACGCGAAAUACAAGUUCGGCAAGCUAUGAGGACAACGCGGGCGAAGAGCUCUAGUGGCGGAAACAUGUCGCAUACCCCCGUCCGUGUGAAGCAUGAAGGCAGCGGUAUGAUGGGCAGCGUUGUCAGUGAUCGUGGUGGAAUUAUGGGCUUCGAUCCUGAUGUCUCCCAUCUUCCUCCUCGUCUCAGCCGUCGAUCGUCGGUUUCUUCCCAUGCGGAAUCGGGCGCUCCGCUGCAUGCAACGCCAGCUCAACUUCAAUCGACCGAUAACAACACCACCGACUACAAUGCCCUAGCGAUGCAGUCAUUGAAUGAUGAAAACGGCGAUGCAAAGCCGGUUGAUGCUCUUGCGCUGCUCCCUUCGCCUGACGCAUGUCCGACGAUCCCCAUUCACCCUCCCGCCACCGUUGACGGCAGUGCCGCUGGCCACCGUGGUAUCUCCCGCAAACAUGUCAAGAUCGCCUACAAUUUUGAUAAGAAUCUGUUUGAGAUGGAAGUCAUGGGACGAAAUGGCGCGUUCAUUGGUGCAGAUUGGUUAUCGCCUGGUCAGAUCAGACCAUUACAUAGCGGCGACUACAUCCAGAUUGGAGGUGUUCGCAUUCGCUUUCUAUUACCAGAUGUGCCAAUCGGUGAGACUGGUGCUGACCGUGUCGAGGAGCCCCUGGGUACCGGGGAGGAAACCUCUCAGACACCAGCUCCUGCCGUUGAAGACGAAGUUGAGAUGCAGAGGGGUCCGUCCGAAUCUGCGGAUAAUAAGGACGCUCCUAGACCGCCAACGAAACUCAUACUAAAAACCAGAGAGCCCGACUCGGCGCGACCAAUGCCUUCUGUGGAGGGAGUUAUCGAUCCGGCGUUACAACCAAUCCGACGUCGCGGUCCUGGGCGUCCUCCUAAGGAUGGCAUCAUGUCCAAGCGAGAGAGAGCAGAACUGGCUCGAGAACAAAAAUUGGCAGCGAAGCGCGAGGCCAAUGGAGGCGUUACUCCUCCGCCCGGGAGCCGGCCGAAAGCCGGCAAGGCUCCAGCCUCAACGACGGCGACUGUUACGCCCAAGGAGAUGGGCGGAGAGUCACCUGGGUCAAAACCUGAGAAACGCAAGUAUACCAAGAGAAAGAAGCCCGAUGGCACUCCGAUGGACUUCCCCCUACCUUCCACCGAAGGUGGACAGUAUCCUAUGGAACAUCGCCCGGAGGAGUUCAUCAAAGCGCCCCCGGUCAAGAAGCGCAAACCCUCGCGGUCGCCAUCUCCGAAUUAUCCUCCCGAGUCAGCAUAUACCCCGGAGGAUCUGGCCAAGCCGCCUUACAACUACGCCGUUCUCAUCUUCGAUGCUCUCACCGAGGCUGGUACUCCGAUGACACUCAAGCAGAUCUAUCGAGCGUUGAAGUUGAAAUAUCCAUAUUUCCGUUUCAAGUGCGAAACCGAAGGUUGGACGUCCAGUGUACGGCACAACCUCAACGGAAACAGCCAUCUUUUCAUGCAUGCUGAGCGGGAUGGAAAGGGGUGGUCCUGGCAGCUUCGCCCUGGAGCUUCUGUUGAGAAGGAGAAGAAGAGGCGCCCGUCACCUCCUCCGCCAGCGGCGCAGCAGCCGCCUCCCGCUCCUCCUUCGUACAUGCCUGCAUUGAAUCCAUCAUAUGGCACUCAGCCAAAUGGACAGCCCAGCAUGGCCAAUCCGCACUUCCAGUUCCCUGCUAUGCCAUCCAACCCUUAUGCAACUCACACUCACACGCACGCUCCCGCUCCCGCUCCGUCUCCUGCUCCUCCGGCACCCCAUCACGCGAGUCCCUAUCCCCCGCCUUCUCAACCCGCCGCCUCGACCCCGUUUCCAAUACCCAGUCCGCUCCGCAACAACCUUCCGCCCGCCUUCGCUCAGACCACUCCUUCCACCUACACCUCACCGUAUGCAUCCGAUCCGCCGCCGCAGCUGGUGCAGCUGCAGCAACAGCAAUCGCAAUCAAUGCCUCCACAACCCCAACAUCAGUCACCUUACCCUCCGCCAAAUCCUCCACCAAUGCCUCCGUCCAAUGCGCCACAUCCAGCGCAUCAAACACAUCAAACGCAUCCUCCGCCUCCGCCACCCCCGGGGCCACCGCCGGGGCCUCCCAUGCAGCAUCAGCCAAACAUGGGUAUGGUCCCUGGCCCCGGUCCAGCUCAUAUGGAUACUUCGGACGCAUCCUCGUUCAAUGAUCGUGCAAACAAGGCCAUCGACGAUUUCGAGGCUGUUCUCAUGGAGGAUUACGAGGAUAAGAACUACAUCCGGGAGGUGCUGAAGAGUGCGCGAGCCCGUGUACUCGGCAACGCAACGGACAGCUCAUUCCCCGGCGGUGAACCGAAAGAUGAGGAGGUCAUUGUAGAUGCCCUCCGUAAUCUGAUCGGAAGCCUGAAGGGGGAGUAG
Messenger RNA from Aspergillus aculeatus ATCC 16872, 3381 nucleotides. RefSeq names its product forkhead domain protein. Gene Ontology annotation, molecular function: protein binding; DNA-binding transcription factor activity; sequence-specific DNA binding. Gene Ontology annotation, cellular component: nucleus. The record is from RefSeq and is a predicted model, not a curated record. Gene Ontology annotation, biological process: regulation of ribosomal protein gene transcription by RNA polymerase II. NCBI's taxonomy places the organism in Eukaryota, Fungi, Ascomycota, Eurotiomycetes, Eurotiales, Aspergillaceae. The transcript has a single exon. The coding region runs from base 1 to 3381 and encodes 1126 amino acids.